Messenger RNA from Betta splendens (Siamese fighting fish), 7121 nucleotides. RefSeq names its product probable G-protein coupled receptor 158. The transcript has 13 exons. The record is from RefSeq and is a predicted model, not a curated record. Lineage: Eukaryota; Metazoa; Chordata; Actinopteri; Anabantiformes; Osphronemidae. Gene Ontology annotation, cellular component: membrane. Gene Ontology annotation, molecular function: G protein-coupled receptor activity. Bases 1726 to 5559 code for a protein of 1277 amino acids. Gene Ontology annotation, biological process: G protein-coupled receptor signaling pathway.
UUUUGCGAAAACACGUCUUUUUUCUCUUUCUCUCUUUGCUCUCUUCUGAGAAACUCUAAGGGAACCUCUGGGAGAAGAAAGAGCGUGGGUGAAGGAAUGGCUGGUACAGCAGCAUCUCAACCACAAUUGCGGUUGUACGGACUCGAGUUGUAAAGCAUGCAGAUGAAGCAGCAAAUGCCUAUCAAAUAUUCAUCAGACCAGGGGAGGCAGUGCAGCUUGAAACAGAAGAUAAAACAGAGGGGGCUGGAGCAGUCACUUCGUACUGUCUCUUGUCUGUCGCCCUCUGAUUCUCCCAGUUUGUACUUUCUCUUUUUCACCACCCUUUUCUCCAUCUUCAUCACAUGCCUCCCCUUUGUGUUAGCAAAGUUUUUAUCAGUGUACAAAACAACUGGAAGCCCUGCAUUGUUAACAUAAUCGGCCCUGUGUCACCAUAUGUCUAAAUAUGAGUGUGUGAAUAUGUAGCUGUAGAUGCUGCAGGUCCAUAUUUUCCCCCUGCCUGGCUGCAGCGGGGCAGCAUGGGGAGAUCUCUGCGGUCAUCACCUUCCACUACCAUGGCAACGGCCUACAAAUCACCCUAAGGGCGAGCUGCACGCUGCAACGCCUAUUCACAGUCUGGGGAUGACUCCUGAUCAGUCUGAUCUGAAUGUCAGUGCUGACUGAGAUGAACACCACCGACACACGCACGAACAAUGCCUUUGUAUUUAUUUGUGAUCAACAACAGAUGGACGUGAGUCAGAAGAGCACAUGGCGAAGCAUUGUCCAUCAGCUACUGCUAUAUAUCAUUUCUUGUGUUUAUCAGGUUUCUAUUAGAAUGUUAAUACACCGUUAGAAAAUUGGUGAUGUUAGAGAUUGUUUGUCAUAGUUGUGUAAUGUUUCUGGAGGCAGUCGUGGUUUUGAUGCUUGACCUUUGCCUGAAUUGUAAAUCAACUCUUGUGUAACUGCAGUGUAAUUUAUUUGUCUCCCUUCAUCCUGCAGGUAUUCAGAGGAAGAUGUUCAGCCACCAGUGCAGUAAACUCACAAACUGCUUGAGCUUUUCUAUUUUAUUGCUCUCCAGCAUUUACACAAUCCUAUUCUAUUUUUAGAUUCACUCUAAUUGCCAGGCUGCUCCUCCAUCCUCGUCACAAAGCUCUUCAUCACCACCACCAUCACCGCCACCUUCGCUUUUUCUUCCUACAGGCUACUUUCAGCACCGGAUAGCUCCCGUGGUUCCCACGCUCCGCCCACCCCCGCUAGACUGUCGGUGCGAAGCGACCACACGCUGGUGGGCGACACUUAACGGGCCUAUUAGGACUGUAUUGGGGUGGGGGAUCGGGGGGGCGGAACUUCAAGAACAAUUUGCUCGCAGUCUUACUCCUCUCACAUGGAAUUCUUGGAGGCGAAGUCAGAGGAGAAACCGCUGCAUGUGAAUGGACGGUGCCGCUACUGUAAGUGUUGUUUUCGUGACUUGGGAGGCUGGAAGCUGUCUGGAUAGCUGUUCGCAUCAGACUGUAGUACUGCACAGCGGACGACAAACGAGGGAAGCCGUUUUUCUUUCCCACGGUGCGGAAACAAUAUGCUCAAACAGAGUGAGAAUCCUCAGAUGCCCGUGGGUUGGAAAUCGAGCGCAGUCUCCGAUGUGUGCUUAAAGUGUCUCUAAUCCCGUGAAGCAGCAGCGUGACUUUGGAUAUGCUUGCCACACUUUGCCGAGCGCUCACAGUGUCUUCUCUGUGUUCGUGAACAGGAAAAAUGGCUCUCUUGGUUGUCCCGCUGCUUCUGCACACAGGGCUCGUUUUUGGAUCCAACUACGGUUACGUGGAGUGGUCGGACAAUGACAGAGACGAGAAGAACCCCCCCGUCUUUAGCACACAGAGUGUUGUCAGGGAGCCGCCCCUCCACCCGACCUAUUACUCGGUUCCAUCCACCGAGCGCACGGUGGUAGCGCACAAAAUCGAGGAGGACCUGCCGAGGGUGGUGACAGCCUUCUUGCACACCGGCGACUCCUCGGCGUUGAGGCAGGUCAACUGUUCGAGGAGAUACGAGCUGAGCAGUCUGCGAGGCGGCCUGCACGUCGCUUCCCAUUAUUCCCUCCACAGCGUCCUGGACACCGUAGCGCACGCCACAAACUUCCUGAAUAUGCUCCUGCAGGCCAACAGGUCCCGAGAGGAAACGCUCCGAAGGGAUAUCCACUGGUACCACGCUUUGGUUCAGAGCAUACUCGAGGGAGACCCCAAAAUCCACAGGGCUGUAGUGACCUUCCACGCGAGCGCCCAGGCGCCGGGGCCCCACGUUUUUCUCCAGGCGACCAGAACCGAGAAGGAGGUGGUGCUGCAGGACCUGUCCGGCUUCGCGCACCGUCACCUGAAGAGCCGCAGCUCGGAGUCGGAAUGGUUCAAUGAGUUCAGGGACGGGAAGAGACCGCACGCGUACAGGAGGGUCCUGCUGGCACCCGGCGUCCGGGGCGGAAGUUAUCUCCUGGACAAAAAGCAGAUCAAGUGGUCGGCACCGUACCUGGAGUGUGAACACGGGGCGUUUGUGCCCCAUUGGCUGCUCACCUUGUCCGCUGGCUUCUACGGACUCAAGACUAACUCGGCACCAGAGUUCAGGGGAGUUGUGCGUGUGGAUGUGAACCUGCAGGACGUGGACAUUGACCAGUGCUCCAGCAGUGGCUGGUUUGCUGGGACUCACCGCUGUAAUCUCACCAGUAUGGAGUGCACUCCCAUCGUUGGCCAUGGAUUCGUGUUGGACAAGUACAAGUGCCAGUGCAGGAGAGGAUUCUACCACCCGAGCAGAGUGACACUCAACGGCUUUAAAAGUAAGGAGCGGGUCUUUCACAGGGACGAGGCCUCUGACGUAUCGAGCAAGUGCCUCCCCUGCCGCGAGGGGUGCCCCUACUGCCGAGACGACACGCCCUGCAUCGUGCAGGAGGACGGGGCUCUGCGCCUGGCGGUGGCCUCCUUCCAGGGCCUGUGCAUGGUGCUGGACCUGGCCAGCAUGGUGGUGGUCUACCACUUCAGGAGGAACAAGAGCAUUCGCACUUCGGGCUUCAUUCUGCUGGAAGCCAUCUUGCUUGGGGCUCUGCUGCUCUACUUCCCCGUGAUGAUCCUCUACUUCCAUCCCAGUGUGUUCCGCUGUAUCCUGCUGCGCUGGGUUCGCACCCUGGGCUUCGCCGUCAUGUAUGGCACCGUCAUCCUCAAACUAUACAGGGUGUUGAAGGUCUUCCUGUCGCGUACGGCCCAGAGAACGCCCUACAUGACCAGCUGGCGGGUGCUGCGCCUGCUGGCUGUCAUCCUGCUGGUGGUGUCCUGGUUCCUGGUGGCCUGGACCUCGGCCGUGUGCCAGAACCCGGAGCUGAGCCGCGCGCUGAUUGCCGCGGGCGUCACACCAGAGGGGCUGCAGUUCAGCGCGUGUCUGCUGGACCGGUGGGACUACAUGAUGGCCGUCGCGGAGUUCCUGUUCCUGCUGUGGGGCGUGUACCUCUGCUACGCCGUCCGCACCAUCCCCUCGGCUUUCCACGAGCCGCGGUACAUGGCUGUGGCCAUUUACAACGAGCUCCUCAUAUCGGCCAUCUUCUACAUCAUCAGGUUCUCUCUAGUGCCGGGGCUGCACCCUGACUGGAUGCUCAUGUUGUUCUUUGCUCACACGCAUCUGACUGUGACUGUAACUCUGGGGCUGCUGCUUGUCCCAAAGUUCCUGUCCAAGGGGACCCAGGCCAGGGAUGAUAUUGCCACAGAGGCCUAUGAGGAGGAGCUGGAUAUGGGAAGAUCUGGCUCCUACCCUAACAACAGCCUCACGUCAGCCUGGAGCGAGCACAGCUUGGACCCAGAGGACAUACGGGACGAGUUGAAGAAACUCUACACUCAGCUGGAAGUGUACAAACGCAAGAAGAUGCUGGCCAACAACCCCCACCUCCAAAAGAAGCGCAACUCCAAGAGAGGCCUGGGACGCACGCUGAUGAAGCGGAUAACGGAGAUCCCAGAGACCAUGCACCUCCACCGCCAGUGCAGUCGCGACGACGGCAGUGAGCACGGCAGCAACCGCGGCACUCUGAGGAGGAACCCGUGUGAACCAGGCCUUCACGGCAAAACUCAGGAUGAGUUGAUGAAGAACAGUGUCAUGGGUCUAAAGAAGUCACUGAGUUAUGACCACGUUUGUGAUCAGGAGGUGGAAGCUGGAAACCAGACUGGCUCAGCCGUGGGGGACAAGGUUCUUCCCGUGGGGGGUGCUGGGGAGGGAUCUCUUCUGGGGUCCCUUAUCGGCCGAAGACACACCAAGAAACAGCUGGAACCAGCUGCCACACCACCGCGGCUGGAGCCGGCCGACUCCACCGAGUCUGUCCCUCUGUUCUGGAAGUCAGCCAGCGUCCACAACCUCACUCACGAGAAGAGACCCGUCCACCUGCGGACCUCCAUCAUGCAGAAGUCUCUGAGCGUGAUCGCCAGCGCCAAGGAGAAAGUGCCAGGCCUCGGCGGCAAAACGCCAAGCGUGGAGGACACUGGCAAGAAGGGGCUGAAGGGACAGCAGACCAGGAUGCUGUCAGAGGUGGAUGAAACCCCUGAGCACUACCCAAAGAUGAUCAUCAGCCUGUCGGUGGAGUACUCCAAGACGCCCAUGAAGAUGGGCAUCAUGAAACAACAGGUGAGCGGCAGCCAGCCGUCCAUUUGCUCUGAGACUGGUAGGAGCCUUUAUGACGUGUCUGAGGUUUGUCCCUGGGAGCUGGAGGAGCCUCAGACUCCCUCUGAAGGGAAGACGCAGAAACAUGUUUCUAUUGCUCCUGGAGAAACGACUUUGAGUCGGAGAGGCAGCAGCAGCAGCUCGGGAGUCCCCAAAGUGAGUCGGUCCCAGCAGAGGCAGAAAACAGGGCAGUCACCCUCCAACAGGCGCCGCUCCAAAGAAAAAGCAGGAGAAAGGGAGGAAGGCAGGGAGAUGAGGAAAUCCCAUCCACCGAGUUCACCUCUGCCCCUUAAGCCAGAUGUGUGCCCCUGGGAAUUUGACGAGCAGCCCAUGCUGGGAGGAGACUCAGACUCCAUCUCCCCAGACAGGAUCAGGCGUAAGAAAAGCGUCACACCCACUGAUGGGAAACCAAAAGGGCUUCACUCAGACUACUCCAAGUCUACAGGAAGCCUUCUGCAACCUCCCUCCCUGAUGGUGGAGAUCUGUUCAUGGGAUUACACCAACACCCCCCCGCCCAAGCAGGACAAGAGCUGCAACAGCCCAACCACACACAAGAAGAAGCGGAAAGGCUCCUGCUCGUCCAACCACAAAGCAGAGAAAGGCCGGGAGAAGAGCAAGGAGAGGCGCAGCUCCUCCAGCAAGCCGCCAUCAGAGCGGAGACGGGUCAGCCAGUCGUCAGAGUGCAGCGGCUCGGCUCCCGAGCGGCGGAGAAGCUCCACCAGAGACCCAGAGGUUAUGGAAGUCAGGAGGGCAGAGGCGACCAACGCCACACAGAAAACCAGACCUUCGCCAGACAGGAAGAAAGAGUCACUGAGCACUAGUUACAAACCCGCGGUGAUAAGUGGAGCAAACAUGGCUGACGUUUGUCCCUGGGACUUUCCGGAGCAGGACUCUAGCGAGAGGGCAUGAUGGCUGCCUGGGGGGGGGGUGUCUUUGCACACUGACAGCACAGUGGACAAAGAAACCGAACGUAACACGAGUGAAAGAAUGUUUUGGGAGAUGAACAUUUACUCUUCUGUCAAUGAUGCAAUCCCAACAUUAAAGCGAAUGAUUCACCGACAUCGUGUUCGACGCGAGUCCGUUUUGAGGAGUUUCUAUCUUGCACUUUUUGCUUGCACUUUUGUCAAAGUUACUUUGUUUGUACGUUUCAUCACGCCGUACGUGAAGGCGAUUUGUAAAUGAAUCACAUUUACCAGCUGAUCAGACAAUCAUUGCUCACAGAUGAUUAAAUAUUGAUGCGUGUGUUUCCUGUUACGUUGAUGAUGGAAAAGCAGACGGGGCCAGUGACCUUAGGAAAAACAGGACGCUGGCACCGAGAGGUGGGACCAAAGCCCUGGACGCAGCUGGGAUGUCUUGCCUUCGGACCCAAUCCAUUAUUCAUGGCAGAAAUAUGAUGUGUUUGAUUAUACGAUCACAGGAACGACAAACAAUUGGAGGAGAUCAGAGGAGGAAAAGUAACGUACUGUAGUUUUCUAAAAAAGCAAUUGCAUGUGGCAAACUACUGUAUCAAGCAUCCAAGUAAAUGUGUAUUGAUCAAAUAUGACAGUGGAACGUUUGGUGUCAUUGUUACAGUAUUUGUUUCCUCCUUUUGAAAGUGAUGUGCUACACGUAUCAGAGCUCAUGAGGACCCCCCAGCGGUUGACACCUUAUUAAGGCGUCGUGUCUAUGAAAGCACUGUUUCCUGACUGUACUGUAUCUCCACAUGUCCCAAAAAGAGAUGGCUGAGUCGUUGAAGGACCAAAAACCAGAGACGAUGUGAAUAAUGCAUCUUUAAAUCACUUAGUUGCUCAUUUUACAUCAGCUUGAAUGCACCUUCCUUCAAACCUUUGCACUUAUUCAAUCACGUAAAAUCACGUCUAUGCAUGACUUGGCAUUAACUUUUUUUUUGCCUCUCACCGACAGAAAUAUGAGUAAUUUACCAUUUCAUCAUCAGCUUUGUCAACAACAGCAGCCAAGCCUGUGAUCAACCACCCACCACUGACACCUCAUGCAGCACAGACGCAUGCGACAGUCACUUUAGCUUCAUUAUGGUCGUGUGUGUGCAUGACAGUGGAAUCACAUGGUGCCAUCCUAGACAGAAGGUCACGAGACGAGAGAAAAUAAAAGCCUGUACAAUGAAAUACUCACGUGGUGGAAUAAUCAAAUUUAGAUAUCAGAUGUCGUCAUGUAUGGAUCAAGUGCUUCAACCUUCUGUCUGAGAUCAAGACAAGUUUCGCUUUAGCUCAGCAGGGAUUCGGGAAUCAGUGAGUGGAAGACUUGAUAAAUAUACAUGAACCAGCACUCAAACGUUCACGCGCUGUUUCUCUCCGAUAGUUUUAGGCGGUUUGAAUGUUGUAACCAGCCCACUAACUGUAUCUAAUGCUUGUUAUGCUGUAUGGGAGUAUUUAUAUUGUACUUUCAUUUUGUCCUGCAUGUACAUACAGUAAUUGCCCUGUCUCAGCUCUGAAUUAAACCUUUCUAUAAAAACCCUA